Zingiber officinale is the source of this 1720-nucleotide messenger RNA. Its product is annotated as IQ domain-containing protein IQM3-like. Gene Ontology annotation, molecular function: protein binding. Lineage: Eukaryota; Viridiplantae; Streptophyta; Magnoliopsida; Zingiberales; Zingiberaceae. The coding region runs from base 155 to 1573 and encodes 472 amino acids. The transcript has 9 exons. The record is from RefSeq and is a predicted model, not a curated record.
UCUUUUUCUUCCACCUCUUUCUCCAUUGUCUUCUUCCUCUUCAAUUAUAAGAAGUGCAGCCAUCAUCUCGACUCAGCUCAACUCAACCACUCUUCGCCAAGUCUCUCCAGAAGAAACAGUCUCCACUGCGUCUCUGUCCUUCCACCGCUGAGACAUGCAAGUGGAGCCACUCUCCAUCAUCCGGAGCAGCCUCGAUCAUGCUCCGCCGGCAUUCCAGCUUCCCGAGGAGCCCGAGUCUCCGGGAUCCGGCCAAGAUCCGGCCUUCAUGAAGGGAAUGGAGGUCUCCGAUGACGGAGGAUGUCGCUCGUCCAACCCGCCAAAAUCGGCGGCGGCGGCUACCAAGCUCCAGAAGGUAUACAGGAGCUACCGCACCCGCCGCAGGCUAGCGGACUCCGCUGUCGUCGCCGAAGAGCUAUGGUGGCAGGCGAUAGAAUUUGUUCAACUCAACCGUAGUACGGUGUCGUUCUUCGAUCACGUGAAACAGGAGUCGGUGAUCUCGCGAUGGAAUCGCGUCAAAUUAAAUGCUUCCAAGGUUGGUCAGGGCUUAUCUAAGGACGCCAGAGCCCUCAAACUCGCUUUUCAACACUGGAUUGAAGCCAUUGAUCCAAGACAUCGAUAUGGCCAUAAUCUGCAUAUUUAUUAUGAAGAAUGGCGCAAAAGUGAAGCAGGCCAACCUUUCUUCUACUGGUUGGAUAUUGGCGAUGGCAGAGAUUUGGAUCUCGAUCAGUGUCCGAGAUCAUUCCUUCGGAAGCAAUGUGUCAUAUAUCUUGGUCCUCAAGAACGGGAACACUAUGAAUAUGUUCCACUAGAUGGCAAACUGGUGCACAAACAAACUGGAGUUCUUUUAGACACAACUUCAGCAGCCAAAGGAGGAAAAUGGAUUUUUGUCAUGAGCACAUCCAGGAAAUUAUAUGCUGGUCAGAAAAAGAAAGGAAUAUUUCACCAUUCCAGCUUCCUUGCUGGGGGAGCUACUGUAGCAGCUGGAAGAUUCACUGCUGAAAACGGGAUGCUCAAGCGUAUUUGGGCUUAUAGUGGGCAUUACCGUCCGACUGAGGAAAACUUCAACAACUUUUUAAGCUUCCUCAAAGAAAAUCAUGUUAAUCUGGAUGACACUGAGAUAAUGUCAUCAUCCAAUGAAGAUUAUUAUGAGGAUGCAAAGAAUCCUCGGCUCGAAGAGGUGAUUGAAUCAAUGAAAGUUUCUAGAACUCCUCAACUAGCUCUGCCUUUAGAAGUAACAGGGAUGGCAGCUUCAGAACCAACUGCAGAAUCUAAAUCAGCUGUAGGCCUUCAAGUCAAGUACCAAAGAACUUUAUCUGGUGGCCUUCAGAGUCCAAGAGCUGAUGUGCCUAAGAAAGCCAUUCUAGAGAGGAUAAAUUCAAAAAGGAAAGCUAGUUCUUAUCAGUUGGGUCAUCAGCUUUCUUCUAAAUGGUGCAGUGGAGCUGGUCCUAGAAUUGGAUGUGUUGCAGAUUAUCCAGUUGAGGUCAGAUUACAAGCAUUAGAGUUUGUAAAUCUCUCACCAAGGAUGGCCAUGCCACCAAAAGGCCAAUCGAGCAAGAGCUUAGCAACCCCGUGAUAUAACAUCACAUAUCGGCUAUAUUUUUGAAUCAGGUUGUGUCUUAUCCAUAUCUGAAGUACCCCGUUUCAGUAUUAGCACUCUUCUUAUCUGUAUGUUUUGCAACUGUGGUUGUAUUUUUAUGUCAGUAACAAGUUCAUUUACUAA